AUGUCGUACGUAGACCCCCAUCUAGUCACAACGUCGUGGAUCAAGGGCGUAAUCCGCAGGGUGACGGACACGGAGGUGGGUAAAAAGCUCCCAUACUGGGGAGCUUACUUUUUUCGGGUGUGGACAAAGCCUCUCACUCUCCAGCUCGGACGACAUGAUUCUUGCGCGCGCUGCAUCUUCUUCUUGUUUGACACUGGUGUCAGCGUUAAGGCACAAUACUGCCACCUGGGAGGUCAACCAGGAUUCUGUUCAUUUACUGGGGGCAUCUCACGUGAGUAUGUUAUAAUUCAGGAACAGAAGACUUGGAAACAGGCACAAGCUUACUGCACAGCGAAUCACAUUGACUUGGCUACUGUUCAAAGUGAUGAAGACUGGGCGAAUCUACGAGAUGUAGUUAAAAAAAGUACUAAGACGGCUUGGAUUGGACUGUACAAUGACAUCAAUAGCUGGCGGUGGUCUUAUCAAAAUAAGGAAAUUGCAUUCAGCACUUGGAGUUCUGGAGAACCAAACAACUAUGGUGGAUAUGAGGCUUGUGGUAUGAAGCAGGGUAGCUCAUGGAAUGAUUAUGAUUGCAAUAGUCUAUUUCCAUUUUUUUGCUUCAACGAGAAUGGAGUAAACAGGUUUGUUUUCAUCAGUAAUAUCAAGACCUGGAAGGAUGCUCAGAGCUACUGCAGACAGUAUUACACAGACCUUGUCAUCAUUCAGAAUCAAACUGAAAAUAACCAGCUGACUGUGCUGAUGAAACCAUAUAUAAGUGCUUGGAUUGGACUCUUCAGAGACGUGUGGAAAUGGUCAGAUGAAACAAAUGUCUCCACUUCCUCCUUUACUAGACUGCCUUUACAAUCUGGGCUGCAUAGUCCUUGUGGUGUUUCAGAUCCUGGUGGUAUAAUCAGUUAUCAGGUCUGCUCAAACGUUCUCCCUUUCCUCUGCAUGCACCGUGCAAAGAAACAGAUUGUUAGACUGAGGGUCAAAUCUGGUCAGAAUCUUAAUGAUCCUGCAGUGAUGACUGUUAUCUUACAGUGGAUAAAACAGAAGCUGAAGGAAUGGGGUAUAGAAAAGGAAACAAAAGUGACAUGGAGAGUUCAGGCAAAUGGAUAUGUGUUUUCACGAGUUACACAUUUUUAAGUAUCAGCGGCAGCAGUGGUGGUCCUGGCUCACUUUGACUCCAGCUGUGUGCUCAAAAGUGUCAACACUGUGGCAGGACAUAUAAAAGGAGUAAUUCUGUGCAUGUAA
This is a messenger RNA of Sinocyclocheilus anshuiensis, 1233 nucleotides long. Its product is annotated as C-type mannose receptor 2-like. The transcript is spliced from 8 exons. The coding region runs from base 1 to 1125 and encodes 374 amino acids. NCBI's taxonomy places the organism in Eukaryota, Metazoa, Chordata, Actinopteri, Cypriniformes, Cyprinidae. The record is from RefSeq and is a predicted model, not a curated record.